AAAAAGAAGCUCUGGUGUGCUACAGGUUCAAGAGGUGAUCAUAAAAAUAACUGUGUGGAUUCAAAAUGAAGCCCUUUCUGAUCGCAGUGUUUUUAAACAUUUUGUCCACAUCUCUUCAGGAAGAACGUCUGGGUCGUUUAAGGCCAGCGUAUAUUUACAGUGGUGGAGUGACCAAAGUGAACGAAAAUGAAAACGUCGUGUUUAAGUGCAAAGCUGAUAAUAUACCAGAAAGCACAAUCUAUAUGCACCUCUUCAAAAAUGGUGAGAGAGUCAGGACGGAUGCUUUUAAAGCUACAACAAGAGAUGAUACAAUAUUUAACUUUACCAAAGUCACUGCAGAACUUUCUGGAUUGUACACAUGCCUUUACUCUGAAGAGAAUCUCAGUGUCAAAAAGACAAACGCAAAAGGACACAACUCUGUCUCAAUCAAGGUUUUGGGAAAAAUAUUCCCAGCGAAGAUUGAAAGAACAGAAACGUCAACACUGACCUGCACCUUUACAAAAAUUCAAAACUGUACUCAAGUCUACGUUUAUCUCUGCUUAAAUGGGAUCGGAAACAGAACGAAGCAGGUGAACUGUAGCGAUAUGACCAUUUCCACAACCUUUCUCCUCAGUAGCAUUUCAGAAAAAAGCUCUGGGAACUACAGCUGUGUGUAUUCAGUGUCUAACUACAGUCUCAGUGAGGUGAACAAUGCAGGAGAAAACACUGUCUUUGUCCAAGCAGAGGAAAGAAAUGUUCUGAGUGUAAUAAUUAGUGUUUCGGUUGCUGCACUAGUGGUUCUGUUGGUUCUGUUGGGAUUCUGCUGGUACCGAGACAUUCUUUGUUUCAGGUUGUCCCAAGAUCCUGCUGUAAGAAGCCCUCCCAACAGUGAGCCUUUCUACCAUGAGAUCAGAGCAGGUACACUCUAUGUGGAUGAAAAUGGCGUGCUUAGAAGUUUUGGUGGAAUGGCUUGUGGAAGUGAAGUGGAGGUUUCAUAUACCACUGUACAAAAGCAUAGAGAUGAACAACCUGUGGACAAAGAUGUGGAGCUAACUACAGAGGGAGUCUGUUAUGACAGUGUAAGAGUUCCAUAUGCUGUAGUCCAGAGACGCAAAGACAAAACAGGGGACGAGCAAGUAAUGCAAAGCUUCAGCUGUGCAACUAAUGUAACAUACACCGAGGUGAAGUACUGAG
Messenger RNA from Pangasianodon hypophthalmus (striped catfish), 1173 nucleotides. RefSeq lists its product as uncharacterized. The record is from RefSeq and is a predicted model, not a curated record. NCBI's taxonomy places the organism in Eukaryota, Metazoa, Chordata, Actinopteri, Siluriformes, Pangasiidae. The coding region runs from base 66 to 1172 and encodes 368 amino acids. The transcript has 13 exons.